GGGCGUCCGAACUGGAACCUGGCGGGUGAAGAGCCUGUAGUCGAGUGUGGUGUGGCGCGGUAAUUGCGUAGAAAUUUGUGGAGUUUCUGUUUCCACGCUUUCUGCUCAACAUGUGCGAUGCGGUAUAUAUUUUUCAAUGUUCGCAUGAAUCGCUCUACCCAGCUCAGCGUUCGCUCGAGGCCACAAGGGUGUAAUGCGGCGAUGCUUGAACCCGAGAUAUGCUGCAAAUUUACUGAAGUCAGACUGGACAAUUUGCGGAACGCCAAAUUGUGAGAAUAUGGCAUCCAGUUUUGGAAUGACAGUCUUGACGAAAGUCGAAGUUACAAUUUCGACCACAAGAUAGCGGCUGUAAACAUCUCGUACAACAAGAAGGUAUUCACCUGAAGAUCAACAGCAACGAUGACAUCGACUUGGAUUCUUUCUGUGCUUGUGCUCAGCAUUGUUUGCCAAUUAUGUUCCUGUCACCCUAUCAGCGAGGGACCUACCCUUGAUGGAUUCGUAUUUCCUUCAGCACCAUGCAUCCCCGAGGCCUUGGGGAUGGAAGACGGAAGUAUCCCUGAUAGCAGCCUCACGGCUUCGUCCGUCUAUAGUAGCUAUCGCCCAAGCACCGCUCGACUUAAUGUAGGAAGCUAUGGAUGGAAACCAAGCACUCCAGCAGAUCAGUGGAUCCAGGUCGACCUGGGUAAACCCACGGUGGUUACCGGGCUCACCAUGCAAGGACGCAACACAGGAACCACUUAUUAUGUCAGGGCAUUUUCAGUCCAGCACAGCCUCACAGCCGAGUCGGAUGACUGGCAGAGUUUAGCCAAUGCCGACGGUGGAGCAAUCAGAUUCACCUUGAGCAGUGGUCGGCCGACGAAUGUCACCUUUCCUGUGGUACCCUUUACAAGGUUUGUUCGCAUACUACCACUGGCCUGGGAAGAUUCCUAUUACUACGUGAGGUUUGAGGUAUUCGGAUGCCAAGUCCCUGAUGGUCAUGUGAGGUUGGUGAAUGGCACUGACGAUUGGAGUGGCCGAGUGGAAAUCUACCGUCACGAAACAGGAACCUGGGGAGUGGUGUGUGGUAAUGACUGGGGGAUAAACGACGCCAACACGGUGUGCCGUCAGCUGGACCUCGGUUUUGCAAGCAAGGUCAUGACAGCCUCAGAAUUUGGGGGAGGCGACCUGCCGAUCAUGAUGAAUCGAGUCGCCUGUGAGGGGACGGAGAGCCGACUGGUCGACUGCCCGUUUAUCUGCAACAACUACCAGCAGUGUGAAAGCUCAAACGUUGCCGGAGUAGUUUGCAACCUAAAAAAUACUGUUAGGUUGGAGGGAGGACCCAAUUACUUCAGUGGCCGGGUGGAGAUCUUCCAAGACUUCACGUGGGGAACGAUCUGCGACCGUGACUGGGACAUCACGGAUGCCGGGGUGGUCUGCCGACAACUCGGCUACAUCGGUGCCGAGGAGGCCAAUUCCGGUGCGCACUACGGGGAAGGAAGUGGCCCGGUGCACAUGAAGGGCGUGGCCUGUACCGGCUCGGAGGGGGGACUCGUUGACUGCCCAUCUCACUGCUGGACAGCAACCACCUGCAGCCACAGCCAAGAUGCCGGGGUCAUCUGCAUUGUCGAAUCUAGUGGUUUUGAAGAAACCAACAGUGAGUGACGAGACUAUUGACAACCAGCUUCAUGCAGUUCCUGUGAUAGCCCUGCUUAAAGGCUACAUUUACCUGUAUUAUGGCAUACGCUUGGUAUGAAUGUUACUCCGUUGUGUAUUAAAAUGUAUCAAUUAAUUCGUAGUGUAAUUAAUUUCUUCUUGUGCCAUUUCAAUUAAUGUUGAUGUCUAGUAACUUUAAAUGAGCUACUCAAACGACUCCCAUUCACCAAAUUUCAGGCUGACCUAAUAGGGUUUAAAGAAGGGAAAACAGAGAAAAACGAAAUUCACUCAAUACAAUGACAUUUACUUUUUAUUUCCUUUAUUGAGGACGGAUUUGGGUUCUUUUUGUUAAGCCCCUGGCACACUUUUGCGUAUCCUAAUUCCUUAUGAGUUCCUUAUCAAAAAUUUUCAAUACGCAGCCGUAC
This is a messenger RNA of Patiria miniata (bat star), 2057 nucleotides long. RefSeq names its product scavenger receptor cysteine-rich domain superfamily protein-like. Gene Ontology annotation, cellular component: membrane. The record is from RefSeq and is a predicted model, not a curated record. Bases 400 to 1641 code for a protein of 413 amino acids. NCBI's taxonomy places the organism in Eukaryota, Metazoa, Echinodermata, Asteroidea, Valvatida, Asterinidae. The transcript has 9 exons. Gene Ontology annotation, molecular function: protein-lysine 6-oxidase activity. Gene Ontology annotation, biological process: peptidyl-lysine oxidation.